Cylicostephanus goldi is the source of this 552-nucleotide messenger RNA. The record is from the annotation of a GenBank genome assembly. NCBI's taxonomy places the organism in Eukaryota, Metazoa, Nematoda, Chromadorea, Rhabditida, Strongylidae.
AUGCGCACCAGUGCCACGGCAUUCGAGCAGCCACUCGCCUUUGUCCGGGAACAGAUUUUAACUGAGCGUGACCACAAUAUUCUUCACAUGUAUGCUUUGAAGGUCGAGUCUGAAGAAAAAUUCAUGGUCUACACUAUUGAACUCGUGCCAGAGGGAUGCUCAAACUCCCAUGUGGUUAAAAUGAUUCAUAUGACUACUUGGCCGGAUCGAGGAUUACCGCAAAGUGGUCGUCAUGUUCUUCGUCUUCUUCGCAAAGUUGUGGUCAGCUACGCUCCGAGGCAAGCUGAUAAGCUUGACAAUGGACCAAUCGUGAUGCAUUGCUCGGCUGGUAUUGGUCGCACGGGUUGUAUCAUUAUGGUCGAUAUCAUCUUACGAAGAUUAUUCGCGGGAAGACCGGUUGAUAUGGUCGAGAUCUUCAAACAACUGCGAGAUCAACGCGCACAUUCAAUCCCAGUCGAUAUUUUAUACGUAUUUGUCGUAGUCAGUGUCCUCGAGUACAUAAGAGCGAAAUUUCCACAAAAAUAUAAAGUGAAGACGCAGAAAUUCAUGGAC